UUUUUUAAAACACUGGGGUUGCCGGCGCGGUCCAAUUUUUCCUGGAGUGGAGUGCGAAAUUCAGAAGACUGAAGCCCAGGCUGACUGUCUACCUUUCACGGAGGCCGAGCCGUGAGAGGACGGAAGAAGGCACCUGGCGCAUCAUGACAGCGGACAAAGAGAAGGACAAAGAGAAAGAGAAGGACAGGGAUCGGGACAAACGGGACAAGGGGCGGGAGACCGAGAACUCGCGGCCCCGCCGGAGCUGCACCCUGGAAGGCGGCGCCAAGAACUACGCCGAGAGCGACCACAGCGAAGACGAGGACAAUGACAACAACAGCGCCACCACCGAGGAGUCCACCAAGAAGAACAAGAAGAAGCCGCCGAAGAAGAAGUCGCGCUAUGAGAGGACCGACAACGGGGAGAUCACCUCCUUCAUCACCGAGGACGAUGUCGUCUACCGGCCCGGAGAUUGCGUGUAUAUCGAGAGCCGUCGGCCCAAUACACCCUACUUCAUCUGCAGCAUCCAAGACUUCAAACUG
Messenger RNA from Thamnophis sirtalis, 521 nucleotides. Lineage: Eukaryota; Metazoa; Chordata; Lepidosauria; Squamata; Natricidae. The record is from RefSeq and is a predicted model, not a curated record.